UUCGUUCACCUCAUCACCAUCAAACCCGCUUGGACUGGCCAUAUUCCGCACGCGCUUCGCCAACGACACGUCCCUUCCAUCCCACGCUCUCGCUCGCUAUCACCUCCUCGAGUCCUCGCCUUCUACCGACCGACGUCCAACCUCCAAACGGUCGAUCGACCGACGCACGCUCCUUCCUCAUUUCUGUUUCAAACCAGGUAACAGCGGAGCCGGGUUCGCAGCCACCACUUCCGCCCACGCUCGCUACACACGAUCCAUCUCCCCACAUCUUCGAUCUCAUCUCCGGAGAGGAGCAGAAACCAGAUCCCAUACCAUAUAACCAUCGCCGAGUGUCCAUGGUGCUCGCUCCUCCUCCACCACCGCCGCGAGCAUGACCGAAGUGCUCAACAUUCCACGUCAUCCGGAUGGUCAAUCGUACUACGAAAACUCCGGAAUGCGACACGAAAGCCCAACAUCCUCUUCGCUAUUCCUCGACACUCGAUCUCUAUCCUCGAGUCCAAAACCCAGCAGCACACCUCACGCCGAGCACCAAGAACGACUGUUCAAGUCGGCAUCGUCCCCGUCGCUCUCACCUUCGAAUGCGUCUUCCUACACCUCCAUCUCGAAUGCGACAUCCACCGCCUCGUCGGUAGCAAGCGAUACCUCCAUUGACACCGACAUCAGUUUCCCCAAUUACGACGACGUACCAUAUAGCCACGAUGACGGCGUGUACAGCAUGGCCUCAUCCGAAACAAUCUGCGAGGAUUCGAACGACGACCGCACCGAGUCGACUACCACAGACACCACACGAUCCGAUUCACCACUUUUGACGCCAACCGUUGCAGAUGAUACCGCAAUCAAGGAACAGCCGUCCCAACAGGUCGACUUUUUGAGUCACGAUUGGAGAGAAGAGGACAUCUGGUCGUCGUGGAGGCAUAUCGUAUCACAAAGAAAAUCCGUGUAUGGGGAAAAGUCGCGGCUAGAGAAUGCUUCAUGGCGGACAUGGGCAAAGACAAAGUUUGACCUGGAAACUGUGUCGCCAGAAAGGCUCAAUUGGCUGAAAGAGUCCGAUGUGACAUGGCUGUACGGCCCGCUCAAGUUGGCUCCAUCGUAUCCCAUCAGCGUGGGCCGUGUGUGCGACCACGAAUCCCCCCUCUCCAAGAACAACUCGUUCGUCCACAAGAAGCCCAUCCUCAAGAAGAGAAGCGUCUCCGAGGUCAUGCUACAGAAGUCGAUAUCAUCGUCAUCGCUGGUCAAGCAGGCCGCAGCAUCUGUACAAGCACAAGGACGACGGGUACGAGGGACAGGAACCAGCCUCGACGCAGUGGACUCGAAACUUCAAUCAGAAACUCCCAGCCGUGACCAACUCGACUACUUCACAAGCCGAACCAGCAGCAGUGGAGGCACGCCGUGUGAAUCACAAGAGAAACGACAUAUCCGAUUCGACGAUCGUGUCGAACAGUGCAUCGCCGUGGACCUCAGCAAAGAUCCUGGCAUCGAUGAGGAUGAAUCAGAAGACGAACUCGACCACGCUCGUGCCCUCGGCUCUGACUCCAGCAGUGACGAAGGCGUUGUAAUGAUGAAGCGGAAGAAGCAAUCCCCUGGGACGAAGAGACCGGGACCAUCUACUGGCACGGGCAGUCGAAGUAAUUCGGCCAGCCGGAAAAUCAUCGAAACACUCCCAUCCACCACUCUCAAAUACCGAACCGAUAGUCCCGAUGUAACAGAAGAUGCCCAGCACCACACCUUUGGCCGAACAUGGGGUAUCAACAGCAAACUCAGUCCAUCACCAUCACAAGAGACUCUACGUCCAGCUCAUCCAUCCAGUAAUUUCCUCCUCGCGGAUGAUGACGAUGACGACGAUGUGAACUCUGACUCGUCCUGGUCAUUUGGCGCCAGCAAUCCGAAAUCUUCCCUCGGGGCCAGUGUUCCUGGCACCUCAAGCCGAACAAGGAGAGGUACAAUGUACGCGGCUCAGAGCGACUAUGAAGUGGAAGGAAUGCGGAGGACCAGCAGUGGAAUGUUCAUGCCUUAUGACGACGAGGACGAGGACGAUGCCGUUGCCGCGGGUCUGUUCGGACGCGUGAGCGAGACGUACAACACGGCGAAAGACAUCGCGCACGUUAUAUGGAAUGUUGGUUGGCGGAAAUGAAGGGCCGAAGAGAGAUGUUGACCACGAAUAACUUGAUGCGUGUGGAUGGACGUCACUCCCUGAGAGUGUGUUCUGAAAUCACGGAAUUACACAAAAGACCAGAGAUUUGUGCAUUGAGCCAGACUACCUGGCAUCAACGGCUGCAGCUACUCUGCUGGCCGAGCAUGAUCAGCGACGAAUGGUCGACCGGAAGAAGCUUUGGGCCGGGAGGCACAUCGGAGCCGGAACCUGUCCGCAAAGACUGCCAGCUGUCCAUAAGCGGCAGAGGCACAGCGGCAUUCUUCAGUUCAGCUAGCGAAGAAGGAGGGAAAGAGGGCCCUGAUGGAGAGAUGUCAACGAUUUGUCCUGUCGUAUCUCAUUUCAGAGGGGAGAUAGGGGCUAUUGGCGGACGAGACCUGAAUACAAGGGCUCACAUUGGCAUGAGCAAAGCGCUGUGUGCGAUUCCAGCGAGACGGAGUGAAUGAAUGAUGACUCGGCUGUUGAUGUUGUUACGACUACUGUAAUUUGAGCGUUGACAGAAUUGGACGAAUCGAUCGGCCUGUCUUGCCUCCGGACGAUGGGAGGAAAGGCGGUCGAGUUUACGGUCGUGUGCGGGGCCAAUGCCCAUCUCCUCGACAUUUAACUCGCUCGGUGAUUCAAUGCUCUCGAGAGACACAAUGCACGUACGCGUAUGCUCGACGGCGAGACCCGACUGAGAUCAUCGAUGCAGUCAGUCCUGUCUCGCCAGCCGUGAGGUGCCUUUUCACAUGCAGAGGAGUCUUAUCAAGCCAGCUCCAGCGCCAGCCAAUGGAUCGGCAACAUGCGGUGAGGGAACAGAGAUAUCAACGAGACAAAGAAGUAAACAACUCGAGACGUGUGGACUUCUCUUAUCUAGACUUCAAGACGGUCAACAGAACUAACGCGGGAACCGCGGGCGCAGAAACGUGCUCAGGCACGACGGGAGUGUUGUAUCGCCGUGGUAGAGUAGCUGGCCAUGCUCUUCUUACUUUGGGAGAAGUGGCUGACUGCACGUGGGAAUGGUCAGGACCUUGGUAUGAAGGUGGAGAUGGGAAAGCUCAUGUGGAGAAGCUAUGGAGAUGGCGUGCGUUCGUCUGGUUCUCAAUCGAUGUUUGGUUUGGUUUGGAUGAUGUCGAAGUUGUGGAGAGUCGGAGACAAGAGGUUCCAGACCUCACCUCGCUCAGCAACGCGCCUGACAGUGAACCUUGAGCCAUUGGAACCCUCAU
Molecule: messenger RNA, 3354 nt
Organism: Zymoseptoria tritici IPO323
Lineage: Eukaryota; Fungi; Ascomycota; Dothideomycetes; Mycosphaerellales; Mycosphaerellaceae
Exons: 3
Coding region: 371-2131 (586 amino acids)
Biological process (GO): cellular response to glucose starvation; protein catabolic process in the vacuole
Source: RefSeq, a predicted model, not a curated record